AGGUGAAAACAUGGUUGGGGGUGUUGUUGUUUCAGUGGUUAGCGGGAGCGUCCCGCAGAGCCUCUUAUUUUGUCCUCAACAUCUUCAAUCUCAGUUGGCAACUAGGAUCGUUGCAGGCAAAAGACCGGCUAAGAAACUGCAUUUUACUCUCUCCCGCUCCUCACACCUUCGCUUUUCCAAAGUCCAAACAUCUCCUAGACAAACUUCUUUGCACACAAUGGAUGUUGAUUUGGAAGCAAAUCUGGAGGAUGCAGAAAAGCUUAAGAGGGGGAUAGCAGAAUUCUAUGAUGAAUCUUCAGGAAUAUGGGAGGACAUAUGGGGGGAGCACAUGCAUCAUGGUUUCUAUGGCCCCAAUUCCACUGUCUCCUUGUCUGAUCACCGGGUUGCUCAGAUUCGCAUGAUUGAGGAAGCUCUCCACUUUGCUUCUGUUUCAGAAGAUUUGUCAAUGAAACCAACAAGCAUAGUUGAUGUUGGAUGUGGAAUAGGAGGAAGUUCUCGAUAUCUAGCUAGGAAGUAUGGUGCUCAAUGUAUAGGCAUCACUUUAAGUCCUAUACAAGCGCAAAGAGCUCAAUCACUCGCUGCUGCUCAAGGAUUACAAGACAAGGUGUCUUUUCAAGUUGCAGAUGCACUAAAUCAGCCAUUUCCAGAUGGGAAAUUUGAUUUGGUGUGGUCCAUGGAGAGUGGAGAACACAUGCCAGACAAAACAAAGUUUGUUCAAGAGUUAGCUCGCGUGGCGGCUCCUGGUGCUACCUUGAUAAUCGUCACGUGGUGCCAUAGGAAUCUUUUGUCCUCUGAACAGUCUUUGCUUCCGGCUGAGCAAAAUCUGUUGAAAAGGAUUUGUGAUGCAUAUUAUCUUCCAGCAUGGUGUUCCUCUGAUGACUAUGUAAGAAUAUUGCAGUCCCUCUCUUUACAGGAUAUCAAGACUGCGGAUUGGUCGGACUAUGUUGCCCCAUUUUGGCCAGCGGUGAUAAGUUCCGCAAUGUCGUGGAAGGGAAUCACAUCACUGCUACGGAGUGGAUGGAAGACUAUAAGAGGAGCUUUAGUAAUGCCAUUGAUGAUUGAAGGAUACAAGACAGGUCUGAUCAAAUUUGCUAUUAUCACAUGUAAGAAGCCAUCCUGAUUAAUCUGAGAGCAGACAAGACAUUGUUGGUAGUCCUUUGAACUGGAACAUAACUUAUUGGCACAUUGAGUUUGGAAUUAUCAAUAUAAUUUUUUUUUCUUCUUUUCUUUUCUACCUUUUAAGUUGAAGGUCGGUAUGUUAUUGUUUUCUCCCAUCUUGUAGGGGCAUGGUAUUAGAAGUCAGCUAUAUAUUCAUGAAUUACUUAUGUUCGGUAGUUGGAAAUCUUGUGUUAAAGAAGGCAUACAUCUGUCAUAGUUGCUAGUCAUUAUUUUUGUGUGGUCAUGUGGUAUGGGCGACGCUAAGGUUGAUUAUUUAUUUGUUGUGUUGGGGUCCUUGGGGACAGCAAUAUUAAUCUAAAGGGCAUUACUUUUUGAAGUUCAGAAAUUACUCACCAGCAGUUUGUUUUUGACAAUUUUAUCCCUAAACUCUUUCUAUUCCUCCUUUCUUCUUCUCAUUCCUCGUUUCUUCUUCUUCUUUCUAUUUUUCUCCUUCUUUAACUUCAUCUUCUUCUUUUUUUUUUGUUUUAAUAAAAUUUUAAAUCUAGAUUUAUUAAAAAUCGAAGUUUAAAAAAUGGCGAAACAAAACACACAACGGGAAAGAGCACCAUUGAUACCGAUAAAUUUUUUUGCCCCC
Molecule: messenger RNA, 1753 nt
Organism: Oldenlandia corymbosa var. corymbosa
Lineage: Eukaryota; Viridiplantae; Streptophyta; Magnoliopsida; Gentianales; Rubiaceae
Source: the annotation of a GenBank genome assembly